Chinchilla lanigera (long-tailed chinchilla) is the source of this 2672-nucleotide messenger RNA. RefSeq names its product ST6 (alpha-N-acetyl-neuraminyl-2,3-beta-galactosyl-1,3)-N-acetylgalactosaminide alpha-2,6-sialyltransferase 3 (gene St6galnac3). Bases 164 to 1201 code for a protein of 345 amino acids. The record is from RefSeq and is a predicted model, not a curated record. Gene Ontology annotation, molecular function: alpha-N-acetylgalactosaminide alpha-2,6-sialyltransferase activity. Gene Ontology annotation, biological process: ganglioside biosynthetic process; oligosaccharide metabolic process. NCBI's taxonomy places the organism in Eukaryota, Metazoa, Chordata, Mammalia, Rodentia, Chinchillidae. The transcript is spliced from 6 exons.
UUGUCCUGAUUUCUUCACUUUUAUUUGUGACUCCCACUCCGCUUCUCAGUACAGGUCUGGCAGGGAUCAUGAAUUAGUUUGUCUAAAGAACCGUCAUCAUUGCAGUCCCAGAGCAGAGAAGCCUGCAAAACCCUAUUCUUGGGUAGCUGAAGUCCUCUGGGAGAUGAAAAAAGUAAACAUGCGGGUGAGAAGCAUGAGAAUGAAAUCCUCGAGGUUUUGCCACGUGCCUACAAUGAAAUCAAAGGCAGCUGCAGUGAUGGAAAUGUCUGAUGACAGAAGAAACCAGCGCUUGAUGCACUUGAGAAAAUCUGUGAUUGCGGUGAGCUUCAUAGCAGCACUCCUCUUCCUGCUGGUUGUGCGCCUUGUAAAUGAAGUGAAUUUCCCAUUGCUACUAAACUGCUUUGGACAACCCGGAACCAAGUGGAUACCAUUCUCCUAUACAUACAGGCGGCCCCUUCGAACUCACUAUGGAUACAUCAAUGUGAGGACACAAGAGCCAUUACAGCUGGACUGUGAACUGUGUGCCAUAGUGUCAAACUCAGGCCAGAUGGUUGGACAGAAGGUGGGGAAUGAGAUAGACAGGUCUUCCUGUAUCUGGAGAAUGAACAACGCCCCCACCAAGGGGUAUGAAGAAGACGUUGGCCGCAUGACGAUGAUUCGCAUGGUAUCCCAUACCAGCGUUCCUCUUUUGCUAAAAAAUCCUGAUUAUUUUUUCAAGGAAGCAAACACGACUAUUUACGUUAUUUGGGGUCCUUUCCGCAAUAUGCGGAAGGAUGGCAACGGAAUCGUUUACAACAUGUUGAAAAAGACAGUUGACGUCUAUCCAAAUGCCCAAAUUUAUGUGACCACAGAAAAGCGCAUGAGUUACUGUGAUGGCAUUUUUAAGAAGGAAACUGGGAAAGAUAGAGUCCAGUCUGGCUCUUACCUCAGCACGGGGUGGUUUACCUUCAUUCUGGCCAUGGACGCCUGUUAUGGUAUCCGCGUCUACGGGAUGAUAAAUGACACCUACUGCAAGACAGAAGGGUAUAGAAAAGUCCCUUAUCAUUACUACGAACAAGGAAGAGAUGAGUGUGAUGAAUAUUUUCUUCAUGAACACGCCCCAUACGGGGGACACAGAUUUAUCACUGAAAAGAAAGUGUUUGCCAAAUGGGCCAAGAAACACAGAAUAAUAUUUACACACCCAAACUGGACAGUGUCUUGAUGCUGGUUUUCCAACUUUGCCACACCCGAUCAGGGUACUGAGAAUGUGAUGCUGUUGACGUCAGUGAUGGUGAUGGUGAUGGUGAUGGUGUUGAUGAAGACAACAACGAUGACAAUUCAGUUGCUCCACAUCCUCCGAUAUGGGUGGUGACUCUGGCAGUAAUUUGAACUUGGGAUUCCAUGAGGGUGGUUGUAUACAUUACGUUCUUUCUGAAGGUUCAAUACUACAUAGCGCACUUUAUAAUGUAACUGGAAUUGAAACAAAGGCCAGUGACAUAGCAACUGUGACUUAAGAAAGGAGAAGACUAUCCUUCGAGAUAGCUGCCUAGAACUUCCGGAAGCUAUGGAAUUCGGCCUCAUGACAUACGGUUAUUAAGUCCAUGGCUUCUUGAGCCUGGGCAGCAGCGUCAUCUUGAAAAAUGAGUGACUGUCAAACACUGUCCCAAGAAAUGCUAUCAGGGUACAAGUAUCUUACCACAGUUACCAGUGAGCCUGAGGUAGGGGAAGGUAUCUCUUUCUGAUGCACCAUCUUCCAAUGGUAUUUCCUACAGUGAAACCCUCAGGCCAUUACCCAAUUAUCAAUGGAGGCAUAGAUGUGGAGGUCCUUCACAUCAGGAUUUCUUGACUAUCACAAAUAUUUCAUUCAAGCUGUACUAAGUAGCAAAUCUUGACGAAUUUCUACUCUGAUCAUUUCAUUCUUACUACUCAAAACAAUAUAACCAAACAUGUUAUUAGAAGGAUCUAUAUUAAAGUUGUUAAUUUUGGUUGAAUCCUAAAUAUUUCUGAAGGCUGUUUAACAUGUAAGAUACCAACUCCAAUACUGUAAUAACAUGUACUGUGAAAACCUUCCUGAAACAUAACCAAAGGGUUUCCUAACUCUGCUCUAUCUAACAACACAAAAUUAUAUGCAUUUUAAAAUCCUGAAACAGGGAAAGUAAAGCAUAUUUUUUACAUCAAUUUAUAUCCUACCAUAAGUCAUCAUAUAUAUUUGUAUAUUCAAAUUUCUAUUGUAUAGGCCCAAGAUGUGUCUCUCUAUACAUUACAUGAUCUAUGCCAAAUGCCAACUGUUUGACAUGGAUGAUUCCCUUCGGUUAAACCUCACCAGAGCUUUUGCCUCUGUGGGGUUAACGUUCCCUAUAGUGUAUCAGUUCUUGUAGCAUUACGACAACAGUACUAAUGACCUUAAUGUCCAAAGUGCUUUGCCACUUAGAGUCUUUUCAUAUAUGCUACACCAUGUGAUGCCCUUGGCCACCUUGUGGACUGUUGCCUAUACAUUUCCUCAUCUCUUCUGCAGAUGAUCUAUCAUUUGCUGAUUGUUCCAGUAUGUUUCAGAUUGCUCUAUUUGGUAAUAUGUGUACAGAAUAGCAUUUAUGUAAACUAGUAACCAAUUGAUCCGAGUGCCAGAUACACCUAUUAUAUUCAGAUUAUGCAAAAAGUUUCACAAGGACAGUGUUGGCCAUAGCCAAGGAUGU